GCCGAAGUUUUGUAGUUCCUGGGUUCUUGACCUGUCAGCGUUGUAGUACAAGCUGUCACUGCCGAUACUUUGUUUUCCUGUCCUUCUCUUGUCGGCUAAUAAUACAACGAGACGCAUUGCGUCGCCCCCCCGGUGUUGUCCGUGACGUGUUUACUGUCGUUGCCGGUGUCUUUUUACCUGUGAGCUAACUGCUGAAGUUAGCGAAGAAGCCGACUAGCUUAGCAUCUAGCUUGCUAACUAGCAUUUGACAUUAGCAGCGUUGGCUAGCUUCUUUGCUGUUAGCUAGCUAGCCCGCUGCCAGUGCGAAGCCGCCCACUCCUGCCGAGCCGCAUUCCGGAGAAAAGAGCGAACAUACAAUAAUAGAAUCAAGUAACUUUUGGAUGGAUCCCCAUGGACAUAAAACUGUUACGCCAUAAUCGCCAUAUACAGCUCAAUGGAGGCCCAAAGCUCCAGCGGCCUGGUGCUGUCCAGAAAAAGGAGAAGGGAGAGCUCCACUCGGGACAGCGAGGAGGGGGAGCGGCUUGGGAAAUACCCCAAAUGCACUGUGGGGCUGAAGAACCCGGCACCUUUUGCAGACGAGCUGUUGCCUGUUGACCCUAAAGCCUACGAGAGAGUCAGCAUGGAGGAGGCGAAGAGGGGAACACGAGCCAACCGACCGGUGCGGGUGUAUGCGGACGGCAUCUUUGAUGUUUUCCACUCGGGUCACGCCAGAGCUCUCAUGCAGGCUAAACGCCUCUUCCCAAAUACACACCUCAUCGUAGGAGUGUGCAGCGAUGACCUGACCCACAAAUACAAGGGCUUCACAGUGAUGAACGAGGACGAGCGGUACGACGCCAUCAGACAUUGCCGCUAUGUCGAUGAAGUGGUGCGGAACGCUCCCUGGACGUUAUCGCCGGAGUUCCUGAUAAAACACCGCAUUGACUUUGUGGCCCAUGACGACAUCCCGUACUCCUCGGCGGGCAGUGAUGACGUGUACAAGCACAUCAAGGACGCUGGUAUGUUUGCGCCCACCCAGCGGACGGAGGGCAUCUCCACCUCUGACAUCAUCACACGCAUAGUCCGAGACUACGACGUGUACGUCAGACGCAACCUGCAGAGAGGGUACACGGCGAAGGAGCUCAACGUCAGCUUCAUCAACGAGAAGAAGUACCACCUGCAGGAGCGCGUGGACAAGGUGAAGAGGAAGGUACGUGACGUGGAGGAGAAGAGCAAAGAGUUCGUCCAGAAGGUGGAGGAGAAGAGCAUCGACCUGAUCCAGAAAUGGGAGGAGAAAUCCAGGGAGUUCAUCGGCAACUUCCUGCAGAUGUUCGGCCCCGAGGGAGCUCUGAAGCACAUGCUGAAGGAGGGGAAGGGCCGCAUGCUGCAGGCCAUCAGCCCGAGGCAGAGCCCCAACAGCAGCCCCACCCGCGAGGAGCGCUCCCCCUCUCCCACCUUCCGUCUCCCCUUCUUCACCAAGACCUCCCCGCCUCCCUCGCCUCGCCCCCACCACAGCGGGGCCCGCGGGUACCUCAUCAGCGAGGACGACGAGGACGAGGACGUGGAUGAGGACGAGGACGAGGAGAACUAGAGCGAGUUGGAUUAAGUGGGCCGUCGACUAGUGCGCUUUUCAUUAAGCAACCCGCUUCCGUUUGUUUUAAGAUUUAACUAUUUUUAACACCACAGUGUCCUGUUAAACGCAACCAGCGGUUCCUGCACGGCUUUUUUGUGUGUGUAUUGGUCAGUAAAAGUUACCACUAGUCUCAUUUAUCUCGGCCCUUUUUUGGUGUUGAGUUCAUUAGUCACUCACUGUCCCUUUUUAGGAAUAUUUGCAGGCCUUGCACAGCGUAUUCUUAAUGUUGGCGUCGUAGUGAGGGAGUUUUUUUCUUUUUGUCUCUGUCGUGGUGGGAGGGCUCGCAGGUUUCCUGGUGACUCGCCGUCAAGGCACACGUGGGAGAGCUCGCGGCGGCUCUGCAGUCUCUCCGGAUGGGAGGUUUUUCACAGCGGGACUGAAAAACUGCACAUUGAAAACGGUCAUUUGAUGUGUGUGUAUAGUCUGUUAUACUAACAAAAUAACAUUUGUUAGACUUAAAAAAAAAAAAAAUGUAAUUCCAGAUUGCGUCCAGUCUGAGAGUUUUGUAUCUAAACAGCAGCUUUGUCCCGAGCGUGUGUGUCUGUAAGUGCAUGUGAUGUUUUUACUUGCAAGCUCUUGCGUCGGCAUGUUCACACGUCUGUAUUUAGUUAAAAAAAAACAUCCUUUUUAAAGCUUUUGUUUGCUGACAAAUACAUUUUUGGAAGACUAGUUUCAAACAGACGCCGCUCUCGUGGCGUAAAAAGAAAAUUCUGCUACGACACAUUUAAAUGUUGUUGUACCACUUAUUUUUGUAGGUUUUAUCUUUCCUUUUAUCUUCUGUAAAGAGGGAUCUUAAUCUACUUUCUAGAGCAAUGAAUCAAAAUAAAGAUGUUUUUUUGUUUUCUAAUGCAGAUCCGUAUCACCCGGGCCUCUACAGAAUAAUCGUGUCCACGUGAUACACAUGUGAAAACUUUAGAAAAUAAAGUUAAUGCAUUAAAGCACACCAGAGAACUCCAAACACCCUGUUCGCAGAACAUGUGGGCUAGUGAACACAGCCUUCAUCAGUUUAAAGAUGUAUUUUGGAAGACUGUCACGUGGUGGGAGGAGCUUAGAUUUAUGUAACACGUUCAUUUAAACGGUUUGUUUCCUGAGAUGAGCACAAAUGAGCAUUUUUCCUUUUCUGAACCGUUGUUGCAGCACUGAAGCAAAUAUUUUAGCUUUUCUGGCCUCUGAAUGAAUCCACCUCCCCUGAUUAAUGCAUGCGUUGCUUCCUGUUACCAGAAAACCAAACAUCACAGGUGAUCUGAAGAUGUAAUAGUGUGACUCCAAUAUACAUAUUGCUCAGUUCUACACUUGGUUUUCCAAAAACAACUGAUGGCUGAAAAAGACCACCUCCAUUCCUAUGGUGGUGGAUCUGAUUUUAACACUGGGAUAUAACCACCAAACGGUUUCCUUCCAGCUGUUAUUUUGAUGCUCAGACACUUUUGGGAACCCUCGAUUCUUGUGGAAUCAGUUCCUUCAAAUCAAUGUAAACGGCUUUGCCACUUUGAUCUCGUGGACGUGCGCAAAGACUUGAGUGACGAGCAAAUAGCAGCCGCUUGUUUUAAAUCAAGUCUCGUUUCAGUUUGGGGUUCCUUUGUUUAAUGUUCUGGAUGUAGAGGUCGGGGAAAGACUGCAACAAUUAAAACAUUUUGGCCGAAGCAUUUCUUGACUUAUUA
Gasterosteus aculeatus aculeatus (three-spined stickleback) is the source of this 3267-nucleotide messenger RNA. RefSeq names its product phosphate cytidylyltransferase 1A, choline a (gene pcyt1aa). Lineage: Eukaryota; Metazoa; Chordata; Actinopteri; Perciformes; Gasterosteidae. The record is from RefSeq and is a predicted model, not a curated record. Gene Ontology annotation, cellular component: endoplasmic reticulum. Gene Ontology annotation, molecular function: phosphatidylcholine binding; choline-phosphate cytidylyltransferase activity. Gene Ontology annotation, biological process: CDP-choline pathway.